AUCAACUUCGAGUGUAGCAUGGCCGACCUCAAACAUUUGACGAUACUGGAAAGAAGAAAGUCGGCAAAAAAUGUGCACAGUAUGAUGUUAUUCUUGAGAUUAAAAAAGGAAAAUUGAGAAUCCUAAUAAAGGUUUGUACGGUUUCUAUAUUCAAGGAUUUUUUUGUUGUUGUCGCAAUAUUACUGGAUCCAUAUACAAUUUUUGUAGCCUAGUAAUGUUUGUCAAAGCAGACUCUGUGACACGUUUGACAGUGUUAAAAAAAAGCGAAAGAUGUUUUACUUAGCAGCUGGUAAAGAUAUUUUGGAAUGGAAAAAAUCAAUGAUUAAACAUUGCAUAUACCGCUUUUAGAAAAUUUUUGCAUUUUAUGUGCAGUUCACUCUGGUGUACGGUAUGGUACUAAUACUGGUCAAUCAGAACUGUGAAAGUGAAUUUUAUUUUGAUUAGAGAACACGCUUUUGUAUCAGUUGUUAAUCAGUUAGAGAUAAUAAAGUAGUUGUCUUUUGAAUAUGUAUCUAAUUGAUGAUGUACAAAAUUAUUUUGUCAAUAUUUUCAUAAAUUGCCCACAAUUUCAUAAUUUUGUUUGAAAAUGAGUUUUAUAAUUGCUGUUCAUUAUAAUGAAAAAACAACAUUAUAUUCUUAAAAGUUGGUAAUUAAGUCCCAGUGCAUUAAUUAAUAGAUUAAAUGGAUUAAGCAACAAAUCUUGAUACGGAUUCUUGUUAUUUGUCAUCGGAUAUGAUAUAAUGCACAGUCGUUUAGUUUUGGGUGAUUCAUUUGUUUGAAUAGUGGUUUGUUGGACUUUAAGAUUCACUUUCUUAUUAAUGUAUUUGAUUUUAAAAUCUUGACAAAUGUUGUUAAGUGAUACUGAGCACCGCAGACAGGACAUAUACGUGAAAAUACACACCUUUUGUGUAUAAAGAUAAACUAUUUAUUCUGCAAAAUUGGGAUGAAAAGACUUUGAAAAUAAAGGAUAUUAUUUCUUGAUUCAUUCAGGAAAGGUUAUUGGCCCAGACUGAGGGAUAUGGUAAACAUGAAGCAUGGAUUAAUCAUAUUUUAAAUCUUGAGGGAUUUAAGUCUUUUUUUACUCGUACUUUCUUUGUGAUUCCUGCCGUUCAGUGGGGUCUUUGAGUUGAGCUGGUGAUUUAGAACUGGCAUGAGCCAGGUAAGUCUGCACAGUUUUCUAAUCACAUAAAUCACAGGCGGAAGUCCUUACAGGUCUGAUGACUCGAUUUUGCUACCAAAGCAUGUUUUUAUCACGGCAUGGUUAUAACCCCCUGUGUCGCUCAGCCAAAUAUGAUUUUUUUUGCUCAGUACCAAGUCACCAGAUGAUGUAGAUUAACAUUCAGAAUAUAUAGAGUCUUGGUCAUGUAGUUAACAUUCAGAAUAUAUAGAGUCUUGGUCAUGUAGUUAACAUUCAGAAUAUAUAGAGUCUUGGUCAUGUAGUUAACAUUCAGAAUAUAUAGAGUCUUGGUCAUGUGUUUCGUUGACGCCCAAGAGUUUUUUGGGACACAGGUAUAAGUCAUUUUAGUCGUGUAAAACUCCACACCUUGUUAGUGAGACUAGGAGGGAGGAUGUGAUUAUGAUCUGUUUGAUGUUCUGAGUAGACCCUGGACAAAACACUGGGCUACUUCUAUCUUUAUCAGUCACUCUAUCGUGCUGAAGGUGCUUAUUAUACUUGGCCAAGUGUUGAGCAAUUACUGGUCCAGAACAAAUACUCUGCAACCAUUUUACUCUAGCCAGGGGACUCAAGUUAGAAAAUGGGAUAGGGAGAGAGAAAGGCAGGUGUCGACAAAUAGUCAUGAAAUACACAACAUAAAAUUCUUUUGAUUUAUCUGAUUAUUUGAUAAAACUCCUCUUAUUUCUGAACGAAAGAGAAUUUAUAACUUCCAUCAAAGAGAGUAACCAGAGAGAGUACUUGGAAAAACUCCUGCUGUGAACAGUCCAGGUUUUUUUUCAUGACAUAUCUUGUUUUUUAUUGGUAUAUGAUUAUAGAUCAUGUAGAUAGAUUAGGAUAUACAUUUUCAUGUUUUUACAUGUGCUCUGUCAUCCAGAUAAAUAUUUAAACUGUCUUUAUCCAUGAAAGAAAGGAAUAGAUUUAUGAUGGGUGAUCUAUCUGAAUUUUAUAAAGGUUAGUACAAGAAGUUCGGAGACAACAGCCAUAAGGAUACAGCCUGUGUAGUGAUUCAUCCCCGGGUCUAUUGAUUUUGCAGAUCAUCUGAAAGUCUUCCUUCUGCAUUGAAGUCUGCAGAUAUUUUUUUUUACGAUUUUAACAUAACUCUGAAGUCUUCUGCAAGAGUGAAGAUCAAGAAAAGACCAGAGCAAUUGAUCAUCUCGAGUUCUGUCAGUCUUGAUUGUGUCACGCAGUGUGGAUCUGUGUAUAAUACACAAAAGAUUUUGUACAUUAUCAAUAUUGCAGGGUUACAUGUGCACUCCAAAUUGUUUGCUUUCUUCAAAGGGCUGUGUUUUUGUAGAUUUUGGGGUUGGAGUUGAUGAAUUGUUGUGACAAUGCUGGGCAGUCGCACUGUCUCCUCCUGUCGACAUCACAUCAGUGGUCAGUGAACCACAGCAAACUACCACACUUCCUCACUCAUAAACCACCACACAUGACAUAAAUACUAUCAGAGUUUGCCAUCUUUUUUUUUUUUUGCGACAGCUUUGUAAGUCAUGUUUAGAGUGCCUACAUCGCCCGCUCUCUGCCCAUAUCAAGUUUUACUCCUUUGUUGUAAGGGGUUGUCUGAUAGUGAAGUCAUUUCACCUCCACAAACAAGUAUUAUUUCAGUAUUUUUGUAAGGUUUUAUGCAAAGGUGUUGGUUUGUUGUGAUAAGUACAAUGACUGUGUUUUAUUUUGAUAGGUCUAACAAAUGUCAUCUUUUGUACAGGCAAUUCAGACCUAAUUUGUGUUGUCUAUAUCUCUCCUGAUUGUGGGGGUCAAAAGUUCUUAUCAGAGGAAGGCGAUUUGUUUUGUGGAAGUUUUACCUGAAUGCAUCAGCAUUGCUUGUUGUGUUAAUGAUAUUACAGGUUGCUGAUGGUACAAAGGCUUCUCUCAGAUGUUGUUCUGUGAGGGAAUCCUAGUUAAAAUAUUUGUGAUUUACCUACUUAUCAACCAGACUUUACUGAUGUUUAUUUUUACAUGUUUGGGAUUAUUUUCUUGUAUUGAUAAAGGAAUUCAAUAAAUAUUUGUAGUUCCUAGUGUCUUUUCGGCCAGUACCUGCUCUAUUGUGCAAUUUUUUAGCACUAUCAGCGUUACGUAAAAAGGGAGAGGUCUCGUAUAUAUUGGCUAAGUCUGUUUUGCUUUCCAAUCCCAUCAAUUCAUUGAAAAAAUAUUGUUUAAAUGAAGAAGAAAAAACCCACUUAUAUUAAAAUGUGCUAUAGCUGAAUGUAUUUUCUACCAAAAUUCUGUAUUCUAGGUGAUCAAAGUACAUGCACAUAACCUGCAAAUUAACAUGAUUAUGUUUUACAUGUCGAUUAUGUUGAACGUGUCGUAAUCAGCUAAUUGCAGCCUUUGAAUGCCAGACAGACUGUAUGUGUCGUGUUUCACAUUGUGUUACCACAUAGGAGACAUGUUUAUCUGCACACCUGUGUACAUACGCAAUGUAGACAGAAUAUAUCGCCAUUAUUUGGACAAGUUAAAUUAAAGUAUAUUGACUUUUGGAUAGGACAGAUAGUAAAUUACUAGUACAUAAUGCUUGCUCUAUACAACAUAGCUGUCAAUCAACUGGUCUCAAAAAUAUGAAAAUCUGGUUAUAUGAAAUGGGCAUUUGGUUUGUCAUUUUCAGUUAUAGAAAAUAUGCAUCUUAUGGCACAUCUUCGCUAGCCUACUAGGUUUCUGAACACUUCUCUCCUCUCAAAUAGAAAUUUAACCUGUGGCUAGCGAAGAUCUUACUGCAUACUGAAAUGAUUUUGAUAGACAGAGACUACAUAAUCCCCCCCACCUCAUAUAUUGCAUAAAUUGUGUUUUAUAAAUGUAUGAAAUUUAUUGAAUUUGAGUAGCACCCAACAUUUAUGUAACUGUCUGAUUCAAUUCACAUCGAUUAUUUGCAAGUAUAUUAUUGUUGACUUUUCACUUCAGUUUGGAUGUAUUUUUGAAGUGUUAAGAGGAGUUCCUAUUAGCAGACUAUAGACACGGGGCAGACAAGGUUUGACAUGAUACAAAGACUGCAAGGUGACGUGGGUAAACCACAGCCAUUAAAGUCCCAAUUUGUCAAUGGGAUUAGGGUUCGGCCAGCUGUGUACGACCCAUCUCAUUGUCAGGUCUUUAUGUUUCGUUUAUUUCUGGGACUUCCAUUGCAAGUAUGUGCAAAUUCUGGUUAACAUCAUUUUACAAGUUGAUCAUGGGUGUGUUAUGUUUGAUAAGAAAAUAAAAGUAAGACCUUUAGCUGUCCAUAAAUAUAGACAAUUCUGUGAGGGAGGAGUCUAGUGUGUAUUGAUGAAAGUCUGGCUGUUCGCACGUGAUAUUGUAUUUUAUGUUGUUUAAUAAGUUAAUAUGAUUCUUUAGAAAAGAAUUAUGUUUAUAGGUAUGUGCUUGAAUGUGUAUUUGAUUACGAAUUUUAGCUGCCAUGUUUUCAAUCAAUUCUUUUCUUCGUUUUUACAAUCAACAGUUUAUUAGUUCAGGUUUCUUUGUUUAUAUCAGAUCCUAUGAUUUUCAUCUGGUUUGGCAAAUAAAAAUCAUUGAUGAAAGGUUAAAGUGGAAGCCCAAAGAAAAAUGACCGAGAUUUGCAAAGGCUUAGUGGGUGGUCAUGAUGUACAGCAGUAAAUUAAUACUUUACCUUGUGCCAGGUACAAAAAAGUUGAUUUUGUGUCCUGUGUAUUGCCACAGGUAAUAAAAAAUUCACCUGAUUUAAAAUCGGGACCCUAUGCAAAUUAUAGAGUAUAAAAUUUGAAAAUGAAGUGAGGCAGAAACGUUUAAUUAGACCAUCUCUUCGCAUUUCAAAUUUCAAAUUGCAGAAUAAGGUCAUUGGACUCUUUUCAUCAAAAAUUUAAUGUACUUGCACUGUGUCUCUUCAUACAAGAAGAAAUUUAUAACUGUACUUGCAUAUUGAAUUAUCAUUUUCUAAUCUGUAUAUUUAAUGUACCUAUAAUGUAUGUAAACAUUAAUAAACCAGUUAACUAGGUUUUUAGAAAGAUAAUAGAUUCUGAAUUCAAUUUUUAAAAGGAUAUAGGAGCCAUAUUGUUUAAAUUGUUGGCGGUACUCUUUUCAUUCAUUGACGAAGUGCACACAAGCAGGAUAUACUGUGUGCUGUUGAUAAAGGUAAUUUACAGGUGUGUUUAGGGGUUAGGUAGUGCAUUACAUUUUGUUGUUUUGGUCUGACACCGAUUCAAUAAAGCCCAGGAAACCAACGGUCUGUUAUGUAAAUUAAUUUGUCUUUUUUUAUCACGGCUCAGAGCAUUUUGCAAGGGAACAAGUCUUUCGUUUUUCGCUUUUCAAGAUGUGGCCAUUUCACCUGGGAAAAUUGAAAACACAUCUGAUAAGAGCUUGGUAGAGUAUUGGAGUGUGAGCUCUGUCAGGGAACAGGUGAUCUGAAAAUCUAGUGAUUGAUUGGGUUUUAUGAGGUGCUAAAGUGGAGAUUAAUGACAAUUCACUUUUUCUCAAUGGAUUUACAUGUGAAUUUACCUUAAAAGAGAUGUGAAGAGUGAACAGUAUGGGUAGUUUUGCCCAAGCCUGGUGGGACAGCAGAAAAUGGCUCCAGUUGUGGUUGAUUGCAUUGGUCUUCCAUAUACCAUGGAUACAGGGGGAAGUAAUGUCACAAGACCAGUUUCAUUUCACCUCGCAGCUGUACAAUGCCACCAUUCCGGAGCGGGCACCCAGCCGGAGCUACAUCACGGCCUCACAGAAGAUGGGUAUUUACAUUACAGACCCCAAAGUAGAUGUGAAUUACAAAAUUGUCGAUGGUGAUCGAUCAGACAUUUUCAAAGUGGAGCAUAAGAGAGUUGGAGAUUUUGUGUUUUUACGAAUUCGCACUCACACUAGUAGUUAUGGGAGUCUAAAUCGUGAGUUGAUUAGUAAGUAUUAUUUAAAAGUGAAAGCUGUUGGACAGGUAACACAGAAGGAUGUGUUAACGGCGUACACUAAUGUGAUAAUUCGCGUGCAGGAUAAGAAUGAUCUCAGUCCAUUGUUUGACAGGGAGAAUUAUAACGUGACUGUGUCUGAGGACACUGGCUUACAUUCCACGAUUCUGUCUGUGUCUGCGUCGGACGGUGAUGAGGGGGUCAAUGCAGAAGUCUACUAUAGCCUGUUGACAAAAACUAAAUUUUUUGCUGUACAUCCAUCCUCGGGAGCUAUAACCGUAACUCGACCACUAAAUUUUUUUGAGAAACGAAUACACCAUCUUACAGUGACUGCCCAGGAUCGAGGGCCUAAAUCAGUGUACAGUGCUGUAAUGCAAAGAAAUGCGAAAAUAACAAUAUAUGUCACACAAGCGAACUUUCAAGCACCAGAAAUAAGUGUGAAAAGUUUCCGUAAAAUUAAAAAUACAGGGAAUUCGGGAGUUGUAUAUGCUGUGUUAACUGUUAGUGAUGAUGACGCUGGGAAAAAUGGCGAAAUUAAGGAUGUUUCAAUCUACAAUGAUCCAAGUGGUCUUUUUAAAGUGCUUCCAUCCAAGGACACUAUAGGUGAAUAUCAUCUACUAUACACAAACUCACAGCGACAGAGUUCCAUUUUUAAUAAUUUUUAUAUAACCAUUCAAGCCUCUGAUUCAGGAAAUCCCCCUAAAGUGACUCAUGAAAAAAUUCAUGUUCAUGUAGAUGACCUAAAUGAUUAUGGUGCUAUAUUUGUCUCUGACCACUAUGAGAGCUCAGUUCCAGAGGAUGUGCCAGUGGAGACCUCCGUGUACUAUGUAAAGCCCAGUGUUACAAAUCAAAUGGGGGCGACAUCUCAGCUCAUGUACGAAAUCUUAUCCGGAAAUGACAAAAAUCUAUUCAAAAUCAAGAAAGAAACCGGCUUAAUUAGAACGGCCUCACUCUUAGAUGCAGAAACUGAUUCUUCUGUUGAACUAGUCAUCAAUGCCUACAAUCCCAAAUCAGUAGGUACUCUCAAUAAAGCAUCUGCAACUGUCACUAUAUCCAUCCUAGACACAAACGAUAAUGCACCAGUUUUCAAAGUAAAUGAGACUAAUAUUGUCUUUGAUGAAAAUACCCCUGAGGGUACCAUAAUCUACAAAGUGGUCGCUGAAGAUGCUGAUCAGGGCAUGAAUGCAAGAGUCAGCUUUUCUAUCACCAACCAAGAUGCAUUGCCAUUUGAAAUUGAUCAUUUUACUGGUGACAUCAAACUCGCACAAAGCCUUGACUAUGAGACUAUGAAAAGAGACUACAGAGCUGUUGUCCGAGCAACAGACUGGGGCAGUCCAUUCAGCCGAGAAUCAGAAACCCUGCUUUAUUUUCAUUUGCACAAUGUCAAUGACAACAGUCCACUAUUUGAGAAAGUGAAUUGCUCGGGGUACCUUUCCCGUGAAGCCCCUAUAGGGACGGACAUUGUAACCACCCCAGCUAUUGAUUUUGAUUAUAGUGAUCUCACGUACUCUAUCAAGUCUGGAAAUGAAGAUGGCUGCUUUGAAGUUGAUUCAAGCACUGGGAAGUUAAUUUUGAACUGUAGUGUGGAACUUCACAAUCAAGACCAACGGCAAAUUCUUAUUGUUGUCAGCGAUGGAAAAUUUGACUCCGAUCCAAUUUUUGUUAACUUGACUUUGGUGAACAAUAAGAAAAAUAUACAAUUAUCAAACAAAGAUGCAAAUGUACAAUGCCAAUCCACAGAUGCAUCAGAGAGAUUUCUGAAAAUAUUGCAGGUAUCUAGUCACAACAAUGAUGAAGGCCCAUCAUCUGACCCCAAAUUAGGAGCCCUAGAAACACCCAAUGGUUACACACCCAAAUUCAAUUCAACACUGUCUAAAACAUUAGAAAUCUCGGAAAGUACAGCUGUAGGCACUAGCAUUUUAAAAAUAGGGACCACAGACGAAGACAAAGGCUUUAAUGGCUUGGUGCAGUUUGCUAUUCUUGAUGGUGAUUCACUUGAUCAGUUUCAAGUCCAUCCAUCUUCAGGUGAGCUGAUGGUCGUUUCCAAACUGGACAGAGAAAAUAUUCCAAAAUAUGACCUUGAAAUACAAAUUUCCGACAUGGCCGACCCAGCGAAAAGAAAGUCUGAUAUUACUGUCAUCACUAUUAAUUUGAAAGACGAGAAUGACAAUGCACCAAAGUUUGAGAAGGACAACUAUGAGGUGUCUGUGUAUGAAAGCCUGCUCGUGAAUGCCACAGUCAUCCAGGUGAUAGCUACAGAUCUGGAUAUCGGAAACAAUGGAGAAGUAGUCUACUCACUGGCUGGAGAUGAGGAUAAGUUUUGUGUUGAUUCAAAAAGUGGAAUAAUAUCUGUGAAAAAGCCUCUGGAUAGAGAAAUACAAGGUGUGUAUCAUCUGCACGUAAAAGCCACGGAUCUCGGCAAGAAACCUCUGUCCUCCACAUCUACUGUGAAAGUGAUUCUAUUAGAUGACAAUGAUAACAUUCCCAAGUUUGUCCCAGACAGUUAUGACAUCAAAAUCCAAGAGGACAUUCCGGUGGGAACUGUGGUCACCACCAUCAAGGCAGAGGAUAGAGAUGAAGGAGAAAAUGGAAGGCUCACUUACAAACUCAUCUACGGUGUCGAGGACAUGUUUGAGAUUGAUGGGGAUACAGGGGUCAUCCGCUUAAUCAAAUCUCUUGACUAUGAAACCAAGCAAGUGUAUAACAUCAGUGCCCAUGCUGAAGAUGGAGGUAAUCCCUCCAUGGUAUCUGCUUGCUUCAUUAAUAUUGAAGUUGUAGAUGUUAAUGAGAACUAUGAAGCACCUGAGUUUGACGACUUUGUGGGAUACGGCAUUGUGAAGGAGAACGUUCCUAUUGGUACACAAGUGAUGACAGUCACAGCCCGUGACCCGGAUGUAGAUCCCUGGAUCGUCUCCAUGGCAACCCCCUUGACCUACUCCAUCAGAGAGGGCAGCGGUUUGGGAUUCUUUAGCAUUGACAAUGAAGGCAUCAUUCGAACCAGUCGGGUGUUGGACUGUGAGAGCACCUCCCACUAUUGGCUCACAAUAUAUGCCACAGACCGAGGCCUUGUCCCCCUCCACACACGCCACGAAGUCUACAUCAAAAUCACGGACGUCAACGACAAUAUCCCACAGAUGCAGCAGCCAAUAUACUUCAUGAAUGUCACAGAAAAUGCGGCAGAGGGCACAGUGGUCGGACAGGUUCAGGGUUACGAUGAUGACAUCACAUCGCAGCAGGAACUGAGUUACAGCAUAGCGGAGACAGCUCCUUCAUCGUUCUUUAGGAUUAAUGGAAUCACAGGAGUGAUCACAACUACCAGGAAAAGGCUGGACAGAGAAAGACAAGAGAAACACAUUCUACAGGUUGUGGUGAGCGAUUCUGGAUAUCCUGCCUUGUCUUCCACUGCCCAUGUGGUCAUUGAAAUCCUCGACCAAAAUGACAACAAGCCAGAGUUCUUGGAGAAAGUCUACAGAACCAGAUUGAUGGCAAUUACAGAAGACAGUGGAAAGACAUCAUUACUGAAGGUGACUGCCAAGGAUGAUGACAAAGGACCUAAUGCCCAGAUCACUUACAAAAUCAAGGGCAAGAAACAGAUAUUUGGUAUAGAGAGAGACACGGGGAUGAUUUUUGCGAAGGGUGCACUGAGAGUGGGAAGCUAUAAUUUAAAGGUCCAGGCUUUUGACAAUGGCAAACAGAAGAAGAAAGCCACAGCCAGAGUGAGGCUGGAGGUGCUCCCUGUCCCGGCCUCCUCACUGAACCCUCCCAAAUUUCCCAUCCCUUACUACGAGGUUCAGGUUAUGGAGAACAGCAAGGUCGGGGAGGUGCUGGACGUGUACCAAGCUGAGGACAUUGACCGGAACAAACUCUCUUACUCUUUGACAGAUGGUGAUCCUGAAAACCAGUUUGGUAUUAAUCCUGAGUUUGGAAGUAUAGUGACAACAAAGUUACUAGACCGUGAAAAAAGGGACCAUUACAAUCUGACUGUCAUGGCAACUGAUGGCAUCCAUCAAACUGCUGUCAAGAUCUACGUAACGGUGUUAGACAUUAAUGACAACACGCCAGAAUUCACGGAAGCUGUAUACAAAAAGGACAUAUCGGAGUCUGUUUCCAUGGGAACCAGUGUCCUUACCAUCUCGGCUACAGACAAAGAUCUACACAGUCGACUCUUCUACAAGCUUUCAGGAGCAGCAAACGCAAUCAGCCUGCAAUUAUUUGAAAUUGACAGUGAAACUGGUGUGAUCAGUGUGAAACAAGCUCUUGAUAGAGAAGUGAUGACCAAACACGUAUUAACUGUUAUGGUCCGAGACCAGGGAUUCCCCAACAACAAGAACUUUACCAGGGUGACCAUCAGGGUGCUGGACGAGAAUGACCACCCCCCACAAUUCAUUUCUGAUGUCAUGGAGACCAAUGUGUUUGAGACAUCAGCCAUCGGGACUUUUGUAGCACAACUGACGGCCAUUGACCAAGACAAGGGGCAGAAUGCUGAGAUAGCUUACUCCAUCGUCUCGGGAAACAUCGACAUGGCAUUUGCACUGGAUGAGACCCUAGGCAUUAUUUCUGUGGCCAAGAAACUGGACAAGAGUGAGCGGACUGAUUACAGUGUCAUUGUCCAAGCCACGGACAAAGGCAUUCGACCACUCAGUAGUACAGCUACAGUCAACAUUCACAUCACUAUGUCAAAUAAUGCCCCACCCAAGUUCUCACUCAAAAAGUAUGUAACUGAAGUGAUAGAGAAUUCAGCGAUAGGAAAACCUAUUGUUUCAGUGAAAGCUGAAAGUCAGUCUUCAGUCAACUAUGAAAUAAUCGCAGGAAAUGAUAAUAUGACCUUCUCCGUGAAUCCGAAUUCUGGAGUGGUGUACCUGAAAGAUUCAGUAGACUAUGAGUCUGUGGACUUUUACAAUCUGACUGUUCUCGCCACCAACACCUUGGGUAAAGCUGAUUCCACAUUUAUCUGGAUUCAUGUUUUAGAUGCCAAUGACAAUGAGCCUUACUUCACAGAGACCUUCUACACAGGAAGUAUAAGUGAAAAUUCACUUCCUGGCAGCCUCAUUCUGGGAGCAGAUGGAAAACCAUUGGUUAUAACAGCUAAGGAUGAUGACAUUGAUGAGAAUGCACAAUUAGUAUAUGAAAUAGUUGAUGAAGAGGCGGGAGAAUUCUUUACCAUUACAAGGGAGACUGGGGCAAUUAAAUCUAAAGUUUCGAUUGACAGGGAGAAAUUUAAAACAUUUGAAUUUUUAGUUCAUGUGAAAGAUUCUGGUAAGCCACAACUGCAUGCCUUAGAACCAGCCCAAGUUGUGAUUAAUGUGACCGAUGUUAAUGACAAUCCACCUGUGUUUUCACUCCCAGAAUUCCGGGUCGAGAUCCUUCUUCCCACAGCCUCGGAUGUAGAGGUCGUCACAUUGACAGCAACAGACACAGAUCUGGAUGACAACGCAAAUAUUGUGUACUCUAUAAAAGAUGGAAAUAAUGGUGGGAAGUUUAAAAUUGACAAAAAUUCAGGAACCAUAUAUGUUGUGGAUGAUUCUAACAUGUCUGAUGAAUAUCAACUGACAAUUCAAGCUUCAGAUGGAAAAUAUGUUACCAGUACAUCUGUAGUCCUAACAGUUAUCCAAGCCUCUGAUGAUGUCAGUCUCUUGUUACACCAUAAUGAAUACAAGUUGUACAUACAUGAAAAUGUCGCUGUGCCACAGUCUCUCACAGUACUCCAAGUAGCCAGUGUAUUAAACCAGCCCAAUCUCUUCACACUUCUCAAUGGUAAAGGCAUGUUUGAUGUUGUAAGGACCUCUGGGGUUUUACAGACAACAGGCAAACCAUUUGACAGAGAGGAGAGGGACCAGUACAAGAUUAUAGCCCAAGUGGAGGAUUUCAGUGGAAAACGGAAGCCACUGCACAUUAUGAUCCACGUUACCAUCCUGGAUGAAAACGACAAUGCUCCACUGUUUGUGAACCAGCCCUAUGACGCUGUGGUAUCUAUGGACGCAGAUGAGGGGACUGUUGUAACUCAGGUGAUGGCUGUAGAUAAAGAUGCUGAUUUAAAUGGAAAUGUGACCUAUGCCAUUAAAAAUCAGGUGGGAAACAAUUUUGAAAUAGAUGCAGGAAGUGGUCACAUUCGACUGAAAACUUCCUUAUCCAAUCAGGAAGUGGACCAGACUCUGUCAGUAGUAGUGCAGGCCACAGAUAAAGGUCAACCCUCGCAGUCAGCCGAGGUUACAGUCCCUAUACGUAUCAUCAGCCGUAGUCAUCCCAUUUUCAACAAGUAUUUCUAUUCUGUGGAUGUUAAGGAGAAUGUCCCUGCUGGGACACCGAUCUGGAGCCUUAAGGCUGUCAGUCCCAGCAACCAGAAGCUGAUCUACUCCAUUACAGAUGGUGAUCCCUAUAAGGAAUUCACAGUGGACUUUAACAUUGGCAUGGAACAUCAGGGUCCAUGCAUUAUUUCUCUAACCACGGCUUUGGACUAUGAGUCAACAAAAGUGUACAACUUGACUGUGAGAGCCACUGAUGUUUUAACUGGGUCAUACGGGGAGGCAAAACUCCAGAUUAAUGUCUUGGAUGUGAAUGAUAAAAGUCCUUCCUUUACGCACUAUAAAUACACCAAGGUCCUAUCAGAGGUUGUAUCCGUGGGAACCUUUGUACUCAAGGUCACCGCAACGGACGAGGAUUCUGGAAUCAAUGGACAAGUCCAUUAUGACCUGUCUCCAUUGGAAACGUCCAGAAGUGUCUUCACGUUCCAGAUCCAUCCGACCACAGGUGUUAUCCAUACUGCAAGGUUACUGGACUAUGAGGAAAUGCCAGAGUAUUUGUUCAAUGUUGUGGCAACUGAUGGUGGCAUGCCAGCCUUGAACAUGAGUGUGUUGGUUCACAUUAUUGUCAGUGACCUCAAUGAUAACCCUCCUUAUUUUGAUCAGCCCACAUACUCUGGUAUCAUAAAAGAUUCUACCCCAGGCUUACAUGUUGCCAAGGUAACAGCCACAGACCCGGACAAAUGUAGUCAAGGAAACUUAGAAUACUCUAUCGUAGGUGGAAAUGGUGAUCAGGUUUUUCAGAUUCAUGCCAAGUCUGGCUUGAUAUCGAUCUCCCCAAGAAGACACUCGAUCCUUUAUCCAGCAUACACGCUCAACGUGUCGGUAUCUGAUGGAGUGUUUACUAGCUUUACGACAGUAUCGAUUACUCUAGAGAAUAGUAACCUUCACUCCCCGAUCUUCACUAAGGUUCUGUACCAGGCCAGAGUGAUGGAAAAUGUAGGGAGAGGGAUACCCAUCACAUCGGUGAAGGCUGUGGAUGAAGAUCGCGGAUAUUUUGGCAUGAUCUCCUACUCUGUAAUGUCAUCAGAAAUGAGACAGUCCUUUACCAUUGACGCAGACACUGGUGAAAUAUUUGCUGAGAGAUUGUUUGACAGAGAAGACCAGUCAUCGUAUUCUGUCACCAUAGCAGCCACAGACAAUGGUGGACGAAUGGGGUACACAACUGUGAUCAUCAACAUCACCGAUGUCAAUGACAAUGAUCCCGAGUUCCUCCACACAGGGUACAAAGUUUCAGUCCCAAUGAAUGCUGGGAAGGGCAGACCCCUGGUACAGGUCCAGGCUACGGACCCUGACCACGGGGAGGCUGGGAGAAUUACCUACAAUAUAUAUGAUGCCUCACUGAUCAUAGCAGGAACUUUAUUUACUGUGGAACCUGAUACGGGCACUCUGAGUGUGAAGGCAGAUUUAAGUGACAGAGUUGGCCAUUUGUUCCAGUUUUUUGUUGAGGCAGAGGAUCAUGGAAGCCCCCAGCUUAAGAGCAAUGUUCCCAUAGAGAUCUACAUCACCAGCGAUAAAGAAAAAGUUCCUCUCACCAAAUCAGAAACCACCUUCAUCAUCUCAGACAGCAAACGAGUCGGAGACAUUGUCGGCAAAGUGGUAGUAGUGACAAAGUCUCUGGUGGAUUUCAGCAUUAUUUCUGGAUUCACCCAGAAAAGGAAUAGUCCCGAAACUUUUGCUAUUAAUAGUGAGGGUGAAAUCAUUCUGUUGGAUUUAUGGAGGGUACAGAAAUUGCCCGAGUAUGAGUUUUCAGUACAGAUUGCAUUGAGAGAUAAUCCACAGGUUGUUGCACACUCCCAUAUUACCAUCACUGUGCAGAACUUCCAAUCAGAUCCUCCCAGUUUUGAGACCAGUUUAUAUGCUGUAUCUGUGGCUGAAAACCAGGAGAAGGGAACCAGUGUAGUGCAGUGCAGACUCCUUAGUGAUGGAAAAUUUAUAACAACUGGCCAGUACAAGUUUGAUCAUCAGACAACUGUCAAAUAUGAGCAUUUGUUUGAAAUGAAUGAAUACACUGGCUGGAUAAGUUUGGUAUCGGAACUAGACAGGGAAACUCAGGAGGUCUACAACCUCACUGUGGUGGCGGAGCAGAAGUUCGGCUUCACCAGCAAAGUGGUCGGUAACACCACUGUCGCAGUAACAGUGACAGACUGCAAUGACAACCCGCCUAUCUUCAGCCAACAACAAUACCAGACAGCGGUCAACGAAGACGCUUUCUCGGGAACGGUAUUUUUGGCUCUGACGACGACAGACGCAGAUUCCGACGGUGAGGUGGAGUAUUUCAUUGCUGAGGGAGACAUCAUGGGCAGGUUUAAAAUCCACAAGAAUGGGAAUAUCUAUGUGACUAAGCCGUUAGAUAGGGAGACUGUUCCUUCCUAUGACCUGACAGUGGCAGCGACCGACGGAGCUUUGGUAUCCAUGGCUAAAGUCAGUGUGGAGAUUCUCGAUGCUAAUGACAACUCGCCAGUCUGCGAUGAGCCAAUACAUCAGCACGUCCUUUCAGAGGACAUAGGGACCUCAGUAAUCAUCACCCAGGUCAAGGCUACGGAUGCAGACAGCAUGUACACUCCUAAUGGGGAAAUCCAUUACAUCAUCAAAGGGGAGGAGAGUGCACUCUUUACCAUCAACAGGGAGAAAGGUAUCCUGACACCUAAGACGACACUGGACAGAGAGAAACAGUCCCAUCACCAUGUAGUGGUGAGUGCUGUGGACGGCGGGGGACUGUCCUGUGAUGUGGAUGUCUACGUAGAAUUGUCUGAUGUCAACGACAAUGCCCCUGAGUUUGUAGACCUACCCGAGAAGUUUGGUCUGCUGGAGUCAACUGCAGCCAACACACUGCUGCUGAGGAUCACCGCUGAAGAUCCAGAUCUGGGUAUCAACAGACAGGUUAAAUAUGGAAUGUCGGGGGACGACGAAACAUUCUCUAUUGAUCCCGAGUCAGGAAUUAUCAAACUGAUGACGCCUGUGGACCGAGAAAAAAUCUCCCAAUACACACUCAACAUUUACGCUUAUGAUCAGGGUAUACCCAGCCUGACAUCAACUGCAACAUUGACCAUAGAAAUACAAGACGAGAAUGACAACCCACCAGAAUUUGUUCUGUCCCAGUAUUCAGCGGCAGUUCCUGAGAACUCCACUGUAGGUACAGAGGUCAUCAAAGUCCUGGCCACCAGUAAAGACAUAGGUCUCAAUGCAAAAAUGGCAUACAACAUCAUAGGAGGCAACAACAAUAAGAAAUUUGUCAUCGAUGAAAGUGAAGGUGUGAUUAGAGUAGCCAAUGACCUUGACAGAGAAGUAACUGCUGUGUACUUUCUGACUGUCAUGGCAACAGAUUUGAGUGACUCUCCUUUGAGCAGUUCUACGUAUGUCACAAUCAACAUCACUGAUAUCAAUGACAACAAGCCGUUCUUCUCCCAAGCCUCCUACAGAAUGAGUCUGUCGGAGGAUACACCUGUUGGAAAAACUGUGUUUGAGGUGAAUGCUAAUGAUUUUGAUGAGGGACAGAAUGCUCUGCUCACUUUCUCAAUCAUUGGAGGAGACAACUGGCACAGUUUUGAGAUACACCCUGUCACUGGAGAGAUUUCCAUCCGAACACCACUUGACAGGGAAAUGGUGGAUAAGUACAAGUUGUUAGUGGAGACCAAAGAUUCGGGAUUGCCUCCCCUGAGUAGCACCACCUACGUCACAGUGGAGAUUGAUGAUGUUAACGAUUGUCCACCACUGUUUUCAGAGCCCAGCUACAAUGCCACUGUCCAGAAACCUCCGACUGGACUUGAGGACCAAUACGUCGGUUACAAGAUCAUACAUUACACAGUGACAGAUAAUGACCUUGACCCCAAUGGCCCACCUUUCACCUUUGACAUUGUCAGUGGCAAUGAAGGUCAGGAGUUCCGCAUCGAGCCCACAGGAAUCCUCAGCACAGCAGGAAAGUUUAACAGAGACAUCCGAGACUCCUACUCCCUGGUAGUGCGAGUGUUCGACAAUGGCACACCGAAUCUCUACUCAGAUGUUUUCACCACCAUAAACAUCAUAGAAGAAGGCAUGAGUCCCCCGGAGGUGAAAAAUCUAGACAUCACCAUCAGUUCCUAUGAUGACCGAUUUCCAGGCGGUGUUAUUGGGACAGUUGACGCCUCGGACAAAGAUUUAUUUGAUACCCUGAGCUACCAGGUGGUGUCUCCUAAUCGUCAUUUGUUUGACGUGGGAAUUAACGACGGAAGAAUCAUUGCCUAUCCUGGUCUGGACUCCGGGACUUACCUCGUCAAUGUCAGUGUCUCCGAUAAAAAGAACAUUGCUUAUGGAAUAAUCAGGAUUGAUGUAGUUCUGAUUUCUAUGGCCAUGCUUGAAUCCUCUGUGACGAUGCAAAUUCAGAAUCUGUCACCGGAGCGGUUCCUGGUAGACCAUCAAAGGAAUUUCCAGAAAGCUGUCAAGAGAGCUCUCAAUGUGCGAGCCAAUGAUGUUCAGAUCAUCAAUGUCCAAGCAUCAAGUAACCUCGGUAGUGCGCCCCAGACCAGAGUGAAACGCAGCGUUGAUCAGAAAAAUCUGGAUGUGUUGUUUGCUGUGAAGAAGUCUGCCAAUGGAGGUUUCUUCAGAAGGAAGAAGUUGGAGAGGAAACUGAGACAGAACAUGAACAACAUACAGAGUGAGAUGAAUGCCCGGGUCAUCAAGGUGUUUGGAGACAUAUGUCCCCAGGAGUCCUGCAGAGAUGGACAGUGUAUAGGGGUCAUCAAUUUCAACAAGAGCUUGGCCUCCAUUAAAGUGGAGGGAAAGAGUUUUGUCACAGCUAAACACACCUACUCCUACAAAUGUCUGUGUUCUAAUGGCAUUGAAGAUGUGUUUUGCCCCGAGGUGCAUGAUAGCUGUAUCUCUGUUACCUGUCCGCCCCACCAGGUGUGUCGACAUGAACCAUACCAGACCCCUGUUUGUACCUGUCCCGAGGGACGGAAGGGACAGUUUUGUGAAAAGGAGGACAGGUGUACUGAUGCAUCGUGUUUAAAUGGUAUCAAACCAAUGACCUUUUCUGGGAACAGUUUUGCCAAAUGGACUCUGAAGGAAGAGUUUGCGAUAGAGAAGAGAUUGAGUCUGUCUUUAAAAAUCAAGACUCACCGCUCCAUUGCUUCCCUGAUGUUUGCUACAGGAGAUGUGGAUUACAGUAUUUUAGAGAUUUACAAUGGCAUGGUGCAGUACAAGUUUAACUAUGGAAGUGGAGCAGGCUUGGUGAUGAUCCCAAUCCAUGUGGAUGAUGGAAAGUGGCACACCAUUAAUGUGGAGAGGAAUGAUAAACACGCGGAGCUGACCCUGGACAAUAAAUACACCAACAUGGCCAUUGCUCCGGGCAAAAGCCGGGUCCUGAACCUUCGAAAUAAUGAUGUAUACUUUGGAGCUGAUGUCUUUGUCAAUUACAAUGGCGUCCCAGAGGUGAGGAGAGGGUUUGAUGGUUGUAUGGAGGAAAUCAAGCUGUUCAGCAUCAUGCUGCCACUGAAAGGACAGAAUGCUGUGGUCAAGUCACAGGAAUUUCAGGAGGUGGAGUUCCACUGUAAGAACACAGUGUCUCCUCCUUAUGGCUCAAACAUCUGCAGUAUUGUGACUUGCUCCAAUGGAGGAGUGUGUGUGCCCUACCCACAGAGCGAACACUACAUUUGUGAAUGCCCGGAAAGAUACGAGGGAAAUCUGUGUGAAAUUGACCGAGAUCCGUGUGCUAAUAACCCUUGUGGAGAAAAUGGAGCAUGCCACAAUAUGAAGGACUUGCCCAAUGAAUUCAUGUGCAGAUGCAAAGACAAUUACCUGGGCCAGUUUUGUCGCUAUGGCAAAUAUUGUCACUCAUCACCCUGUAGGAAUGGUGGCAGCUGCAUUGAGGGCCCUUCCACCUUCCUGUGUCACUGCCCCAGUGAAUUCACAGGUCCAACUUGUGAAGAACGUUGGUCAGAAAUUCCAAGAACUAAGUUUGUUGAAGCUAACAUAGACUCCAAUGAUUCGGGAAUCACAGAUACAACACUUUACAUCAUAGUCGGGGUGACAGGAAGCCUCGUCUUUUUAGCCAUUUUAUUUGUUGGUGUACAGUGCUAUAGACGGCGACAAAGCAGAACAGGAAGAAAUGUCACCAUGGGUAUUGCUUAUGACGACGAGAGGGAUGUGAUGCUGAAGAGUCGUAAAGACACAUGCAAAGUCAGCGACUUUGACAUCAGUAAAUUCCACAACAUUCCCCCCAGCCCCCAGCCUCCCCCUGUACCUAAUAGACCUGCCUCCUACACCCCCAGUAACCACGACUCUCUCAACACUCUCAACAACCUGGACAACUUCCACAAUUAUGGAUCGGCCGCGGAUGAGCUGGAAAACUGCCACAACAUUCCCUACCUGACCCAGGAGUUCUUGUCCUUCCAUGGCCCACCUCCCCGCAGCAAUGCCAGUGUUGCACCUUCUUUACCUCCUCCUCCUCCAUCAAAUCCUCCAUCAGACACCGACUCAGUGCAGAAGGCAACAUGGGAAGGAGACUGUCCCAACAUGCUGGAAAAUCUAGAGGAGAAGAAGCACCCUGAGAAGUUCCCACGCAUACACCGCCCAGAAUUCCUGUGCCCUGACACUACCUCCUUCAGCAGUCUACCUGUCUCAGAGUCAGAAGACGAACCAGCGGCUAGGUCCAGGAAAAGAGGAAAAGACUAUCACUGGGAUGCUUCUGACUGGGCUCCGAGGCCAUCCCUCCCCAACAUUAGUGAAGUUCCCAUUCAUGAAAUCCAUGAUUCUCCAAGUUCUAGUCCCCAUAGCAACGAGUCUAACACCCACAUAGGAUUUCCUAAUGGCCAGAUCAGCGACUCUGUCCUGUACACAGACCCCGAGCUUUUGGAGUCUGAGUAUGUUGGCGACUCCGAAUUUGCCGACAAUGAAUAUGAUAAUGAGGAAUGUUACGCGAGUCCUCCAAAUUAUCGAAAAGUGCUAGGACUUCCUCAAACUCCUGAGGAGGAAGAAGAGAGUUAUGAACUCCCUCAGCACCAAAUAAACACACACCCCAAUCAAUACCUACCCAAUCACAGUUUUACACAGUCACAGAUGUCAGGUGACCGAGACUCUCGUAGUGAUUGGCCAGAACCACCAUCAUGUGACGAGAAUGACUUUUAUACCUCUGAUAAUGAUGAGGAAGUUGUGAGUUAUGGAUUUCCUAACAGUAAAAAGUUGGCCCCAGGGUUUGUGUCUGAUGGGGGCAUAACGGACAGCGAGUACAAUGUAAGGAAUUCUGUCAUAGACAGAAUGAGCAUGUCUAUGGGCGGAUACGCAUCUACAAAUGCAUCCGUGUCAGACAUUUCAGGCUUGUGUGAAAUUGAGGACAGUGAGGUUAAUCUUAGUGAAGAGGAGGAAAGUUGCGAUGACAAUAUAGAUGAAACUACACCUCUGAACAACCCAGGCGAAAGAAAUACAAAUGUAUAAUCUGUGUUGUGUCUUGUGAUGUAAAUGUGCCAUACAAGUCAUUUCAUCUGAUGUGAUGAAUUUAUCCCAGCCAAGCUUAUGAUGUUGUGAUUAAAUCGCUGACCUCAUUCUCCAUGACGGUAAAAAACUAUAUACUAUACUGCUUUAAUACAUGAUAGCAUGGUGCUAGACACGUAAUUAAAUUGGUAAGGAAAUUCUUACACCCCGUAAUCUGGAUCAGCUAGUGGAUUCAAAUGGCGAAGUAAGAUCUCUUUCGUUUCUAUAUCCACCCCAUCAUGUACUGUUGUGAUAUCAGUAGAUCUGCCAAAACUUCUGUGCGUACAAAUCUGUGUCAUUGUGCAUUGUUAAUCAGCUACACCCACCAUAUUUCAUCCCCGUUUUCAUUAUUUUUUACUGUAAUCCCGUUUUUUUGUGACUAUAACAAUUAGUUGGUCAUCAGCUGAUCGCUGUCCAUGUAAUUAUGCAUGCAUUUGAUAAUUUGACAUGUUUAAUGAACAGAUAGGUGACAUUGUUAUAUUAUUUAUUCUACGUUAAUUAUACAACUGGUUGUGAUUAUGAGUGUAAUUUAUGUCUUUGUGUCGUGUAAUAUAUUAUUCCAUGUUAUUUGUUUUAUAGAAGAUAUAACUAUUUGUUGACCAUAAAUGUAAAAGUAAUGGAUGGUGCUCCAUAAGGGAGAAAUCUCAGUAGUUCAUCAACAUUGAAUUUAAUUAAUGAUGAAAGCAGGUUAUGUAAUGCCAAGUUCUUUUUCACCAUUUGCUGAAUACAUACUGGCUAAAGAAAUGCAUUCAAAUCUAAUUCAUAGAUAAUAUAUUGGUUUUUUUUAUAUAUAUAUUAUGUAUAUGAAAGUGCUUUGUAAUAAUGAAUUUUUGGAAAUAUUUUUUCCUGCCAAUUGUGAAUCUUGGCAGAUUGAUACAUUUUCCAUGACAUAAAAUAUCUAUAUAAGGGAAAAAAUUUAAUACUUGAAUUCUUGAGAUGAUUAAUUUGGUGCUACAUAGCAAAUUUUGUGGCAGUUAAUUCUAAAGCUGCUAGUGCAUUUGAACAUCAUCAUCUCAUUUUACAUUUUUAUGACAUUUUUAUAUUACAGUACAUGAUGCAUCAUGUGACAUUCACCUACUUGUACUGUACAAGUCUUUUUUAGAUAACAUGUGUUCUUAUUGAUUAUUCAAUUUAAUAUACGACACCAAAUGGUGAUUUUUAGCUGUAUGUUUAGCCAGUAAUUAAUUUCAUUGGUCUCAGUUUUAUUUUGUGAGUGUCACGAGAGUUGGAUAAGAUAAUUGUGUAUUUGUACAGUGUAGAAAUGGCUGAGUUAAUAGUGCAUUGUGAGUCAGUUGUCUAUCCAAAUUACAAAUAAAACAUUAAAAAUA
Messenger RNA from Ostrea edulis (European flat oyster), 21076 nucleotides. Its product is annotated as protocadherin Fat 1-like. Gene Ontology annotation, biological process: homophilic cell-cell adhesion. Lineage: Eukaryota; Metazoa; Mollusca; Bivalvia; Ostreida; Ostreidae. Gene Ontology annotation, molecular function: calcium ion binding. The coding region runs from base 5637 to 19712 and encodes 4691 amino acids. The record is from RefSeq and is a predicted model, not a curated record. The transcript has 36 exons. Gene Ontology annotation, cellular component: plasma membrane.